Messenger RNA from Puccinia graminis f. sp. tritici CRL 75-36-700-3, 1050 nucleotides. RefSeq lists its product as uncharacterized. Lineage: Eukaryota; Fungi; Basidiomycota; Pucciniomycetes; Pucciniales; Pucciniaceae. The transcript has 4 exons. The record is from RefSeq and is a predicted model, not a curated record. Bases 56 to 913 code for a protein of 285 amino acids.
CCUCGAAGAAACCACCACAUUAACAGAUCAGGAACUUCGAAGAGACGUGAAACAUAUGGAAGAAACUGUCAGGAGAGGCAAACGAAGGAUAUCAUCAAUCGAUCACUCAGCUCUAGCGCCUGACAACCAUCCAACCUGUCAUCUCGCUGAGCAGAAAGAUGGACCGAGUUCUACCAUUGCACCUGUGGUCAAAUCGAUCAGACAGUCUGCAGAGGAUCCAUCAGCCUCAUCAAUUUCUUACACCUGUAAUCUGCCGCCCACCUGUAACCGACCGAACCACAAACCAGCUAGAUUUGAUAAUCCAACCGAACUAGAAGCCCAUCAUCGAACUCAUCAUGCCUUUACCUGCUCAGCGACGGAUUGUCAUCGGAUCUUUCCUUCCCAAUUCUUCCUGGAUUUGCACCUCAACGAGGUCCAUAAUCCGAUCCUAUUGGUCCAGCGGGAAAGUAGACAAACUAAGAUCUUUCGUUGCUUUGAACCAAGUUGUGAGAGAUCUUUCAGCAGCCCCAAGACCAGGAGACUUCACCUGGUAGAUUUCCAUGGUUACCCACAAACGUUUUUCUUUUCACUGCCCAAUCAAGGACUAAACAAUCUAUACAAGAAAUUUGGGCCAGGUGUAUCCUUGGUCAGGCCGGAAUGGAAAGCUGCAACUGUGUCUUCGAAUCCAUCAUCGCCGGAUGAAUCUUCAACAGCCGACUCUAAGGAUGCACUUCAGAUUGCCUCAACCUCUUCCAUUAACCACUCCGGAUCUCCUUCCAUAGGAUCCGUCCAAAACGGUGAUCAACAUGAUAGUCAGAUGGAGAACGAUCAACAGAAAAUCGAUUCCGUCAUCGAAGCUAUUCAACAAAUCUCGCUUGUCCCUCGUCAAGUUCAGUUUGGUAAGAAAGCCGGCUCCAAAUCAUUUCAACGAUAAUACUCCGCAUAAUCAUCUCGCAGGCCCAUAUCCAAUCGCUCAGGAUCCCUGUCUUGUACGUCUUGAUCUCAUCAAAGGUGUUUGUUGGUUCGUUUGUCCUUGUAGACUUCUUUGGUCUCAUCCCUGUAAUACAAGGC